Manihot esculenta (cassava) is the source of this 1431-nucleotide messenger RNA. RefSeq lists its product as uncharacterized. The record is from RefSeq and is a predicted model, not a curated record. The transcript has 4 exons. Lineage: Eukaryota; Viridiplantae; Streptophyta; Magnoliopsida; Malpighiales; Euphorbiaceae. Bases 262 to 1245 code for a protein of 327 amino acids.
GGAUUUCCAGUUUCCAUUAUAUGCAAAGACCCGUCUCCAACCAACAAAAUACUUCUCUCUCUCUCUCUCUCUCUCUCUCUCUCUCUCUCUCUCUAAUCUUCUCUCUUUAAAACCCAAUCUUUAGUUUCUGAUUCGUGUCUUCUCGGGUUUCUCCUUUCUCUGCGGGAAGAUCACUCCUCUAUAUAUAAUUAUAUACAUGUAGAUUUCAAUUUCGGAGAAAGAAACUCAGAGGAAGCGUAAUUUGGGAAUUACAAUAGCAGAAUGAAACAGAGAAGUAGCCCCCACUACCAACCCAAGUACACUAGCAACGAUGAGAUUGAAGUCGCUGAGGUCUUGCUUAAGCUUCAUACUCUAAUCGCUGAAUCUGAGUAUGGUCUUCAACUUCCAUUAUCUUGGGGUUCCAAACGGCGGAGAUCUGCCGAUGAUAGUCACCGCCGCGUUCUUUUACCCUCGACACCGUUCCCUUCACUUCAUGGGAUUGGUGGUCUUCUGGUCUCCGUCUUUGACCCCGAUAAGACUAAGACCGCCGUCAAAGUGGAGGCUUCGAGUCCUGCUACGCCUCUCUCUUUUUCUCCGAGUGAAUCUGAUGAGAAGCCUAAGCGCUUGAAAAGAAAAGCAUCUGCAAAGAAGACGAAAGAGCAGUUGCUAGAAAUUGUAGAACAAUACACUCAGAGCAAUGAAUCAUUGACAAAGGAGAUAGAGAAGAGCAGGCAAAAGUACGAGGAGCUGAAAGCAAGCAAUUUGUGGCUUCAAGCAAAGAAACAAGAGCUAAAUCUUGGAAUUAUUAGAAGAGAAGAGCCACAAUUGGAACCAAAAACCAGCAAAAACAGCUUGAACUAUGAGGUGAAAAUUGGGCAGGCCCUAGUGAAAGCAUCAUCAACUGUAGUUGGAUACAAAGAUAAUCAUCAACUACGUCUGGUGAUUGAUCAGCGACCAUUGAUCAUAGAUAGGACGGCGAAUAAAACAGGGAUAGGUGAGAGUUAUCAGUAUCCAUUUGGCCAAACACUGUCAUUGUUCCCAUCAAGAACCGGAUUGGGCAUGAGCAGCAUCAGCGAAGAUGUGGGGCCAAGUGGUAUCCCUGAUCUCAACGUUUCUCUAGUGGACUCUCUUUGGAUGGAUUUUGCUCACCCAGUUGAUGAAAACAGGACUUUAACCAAGGCAUUGGCAGCUCAGGCUAGACACAGAAGAAUGCAAAUUUGCAGGGAGAAGAACUCUUAUUCCAAACUACGUCUCUCGCAUAGAUGAUAUUCUCUCUUUCUUUUUUUUUUAAUUGAGAUUAUCUGGAUAUAUAUAUAGUUAAAUAUUCUACAAGUGUAAAUUAGCGAAGCUCUUGUUUUCUCUAGAAGGAGAUUUUGGUCAAUUAACUCCUAAAUUUGUUCGAAAAGAAUUUAAAUAUAUCGGAAAUCUCGGAGUCUGUCUCUUUAGAUAUUA